AUGAAGAACGCCUGCGCGGCAACGCUACAGCAUCGCGCGGAGGUCGAGAUUUUCGUCCGAUUCGCCGUGGGCGAGCGGUGGGGGGUGGUGGAGGUCGCCGAUAGCGCCGGCGGCAUCCCCCCAGCCCUCGCGGUGCGGAUUUGGAAGUUCGGCUGGACAACACAUCGCUACGACGAGGGCCACCUCGCCGGAUUCGGCGUCGGCCUCCCGAUCUCGAAGGUUUUUAUGGAUAUGUGGGCCGGCGCGAUCGACGUGUACUCGGUGUGGGGGAAAGGCACCACCGUUCGCGUUUACUUUCCAAAGUCCCCGACAGAGGUCCUCCUGUCGAACUCGAGGUUGAGGCCGGACUGA
Messenger RNA from Phytomonas sp. Hart1, 351 nucleotides. Lineage: Eukaryota; Euglenozoa; Kinetoplastea; Trypanosomatida; Trypanosomatidae. The record is from the annotation of a GenBank genome assembly.